AUGUUCCGUUUUCUCAUUGGACUGUCGUGCGUGGUCCUUAUCUCCGGACUGUUCAACCCCCUUCUUCCGUCAAUCGGAGAUUAUAUGCUCACCGAGUCUCAAAUUAAAACAUACUUCUCCACUGGAAACAAGGACCUAGCAUUGGGAACUUGCAAUAGUGUUCCAUUUGCCUCUGCUCAGGCUGGAUUUGCCAGUGCUGUUGGUCUUCCAUCAACCACCACUUGGCGCAAUGCCGACGUUUUGACUAACGCUACCAUCUCAAUGAUCGAUCAAGGAAUCGAUCAGUUGGCUUCUGUGUGCGCUGCCCGUCAAUUGUUCGUCCAGACUCUUGGCUUCACCUACGACACAUGCAUCGAUCGUUUCUAUUUGAUAUCUCUUGGAAAUACCAAUUGGUGGAACGUAAUGCAAUACACACAUCUCAUGAAACAUCUCGAAUUCAUUUGCAGUACUGGUUUUGAUGUCUAUCAAAGUAACAUCGACUGUAUUCGAAAGGGAGAAACCACCGACGGAAAUCAGUACCGCGCGUGUUUCUACAAAUUCAACGCCACCGUCAACGCGAAUCCAAACAAGUUCUGUGAUGCGACUGAAUCAUUCAUCGGAUGCAUUGGAGACUUCUUCACUCAGGAAUGUAAUCCAUAUGUCGGAUGGAUGCAGUGCGAGUUGGAGAGAAUCGGUUUCGCCUAUGAUUGCUAUGGAUUGAAAUGUUAA
Messenger RNA from Caenorhabditis briggsae, 708 nucleotides. The coding region runs from base 1 to 708 and encodes 235 amino acids. The transcript is spliced from 4 exons. The record is from RefSeq and is a predicted model, not a curated record. NCBI's taxonomy places the organism in Eukaryota, Metazoa, Nematoda, Chromadorea, Rhabditida, Rhabditidae.